This is a messenger RNA of Protopterus annectens (West African lungfish), 2651 nucleotides long. RefSeq names its product zinc-binding protein A33-like. Bases 357 to 1835 code for a protein of 492 amino acids. The record is from RefSeq and is a predicted model, not a curated record. Gene Ontology annotation, molecular function: protein binding; zinc ion binding. The transcript has 6 exons. NCBI's taxonomy places the organism in Eukaryota, Metazoa, Chordata, Ceratodontiformes, Protopteridae.
UUCAUUACGCAUUUGAUGUCCGUGUAACCUUUGAACAUCCUGACAAUAUCUAAAUGUUAGAAAGGUCACUCAUAAAACUUGGAAAUAACUUUGCUGUGGGUGUGAAACAUACAAAAGUAAUGCAGCCAUGUCAAUGAUUUUUACAAGACUAUAUUAGCAGCAAUCUCCCACUCAAAAUAAUAAAAAGAAAAAAAAUGAGUAUAAACAAGCAUUUUUUUCAUUAGUCUUCAGAGGCAUAUUAAAGAAAUUGUGCUGAUUGUACGUGUAUCACAUGACCUGUCACUGGGAGGUGCUGUGCUUCUAAGUUCUGUUUUCAGUAAAAUGAAACUGAAAACAACAAGCACAGAGCAGAAAGAAUGGCGACUGCGAAAAUCACUGAUGAUAAUUUUUUGUGUCCUGUUUGUUUGGACUUGUUUAAAGAACCUGUAAUACUGGAAUGUGGACAUCACUUCUGCAAAUCCUGUAUAGAUAAAGCCUGGAACUCCCAGGACAUUAUCAUGUGUCCUGAGUGCAGACAUGAAUUCCCUGCCAAGAAGUACAUCGUUAACAGGCUGUUGAGUAACAUUGUUGAGACAGCUGAAAGGGCCCAGCAAUGUGAGGAAGCAGAAAAACUAUACCAGCAGCAGAAGACACAAUGUGUACUUCAAUCACACGAAUGCUUAGAGCAUAAAGAGCUACUGAAAGUGUUUUGUCAAGAAGAUGGAAGCCCUGCAUGUGUAGUCUGCAUGAUAUCAUCUAAGCAUGCGGGGCACAAAUUCCUCCCCCUGCAGGAAGCAGUCAACAUGUUUCAGGAAAAUCUGAAAACUGCUGAAACUACUCUAAAGCACAGAAUGAACAAUCUAAAUGAACAUCAAAAGAAGCAAGAACAGCUUAUCUCUGGUAUCCAGGAUGAAGUUCAGAGCUUGGAACAGCACAUUACAUCAGAGUUUGCCAAACUGCGACAGUUUCUCCAGGACAAGGAACAACAGCUGAUCCAACAGCUCAAGGAGGAAGCUGAAGGAUUUCUGGAAAAGAUGGCAAAAAACUUAGAGAAAAUUGAAGAAAUGAAUGAGGCUAUUCAGAAGCAUAAAUCCAACAUUGAAUCCACAUUGCAGCAGGACGACUCUGUACUUUUUUUUAAAGGCAUCACAGAUGAAAUAAAAAGUAUCGCAGAAAGACUAGAAGAGGAAGAGAAGGAAGAAAAACAAAAUAAAGUGAGGAAAGGUGUAUUUAAUGCUGAACUGAUUUAUGGCAGCCUAAGUCUUGGGGUAUACAGAGCCCCCCACCAGUACAGAAUUUGGAAAGAAAUGCUGUCUGUCAUCAACCCAGGCCUGUCUCAUCUGACCUUGGACCCUAACACAGCACAUCCUGGGCUCACUCUGUCUGAGGACCUUACCAGUGUCACAUAUGGUGCUUCUAAGCUUCAGUUCUUUGACAACCCUAAAAGAUAUGAUUCACAUCCCUGUGUGCUGGGAUCACAGGGCUUCACAUCAGGAAGGCAUUACUGGGAGGUGGAGGUGGGGUGCAAGAUGGACUGGCAUUUAGGUGUUACUACAGAGUUCAGCAACAGGAAGGGGAUAGUUGCAAUGAACCCAAAGUGUGGAUAUUGGGUAAUAUCUCUGACUGUCAACAUGUACCAUGCUCUGGAUCUGUCAAUCCCACUUCUCGGACUAAGUGUGAAACCACAAAAGAUUGGAGUGUACCUAGACUAUGAGGGAGGUCAGGUGUCAUUUUAUAAUGCUGAUAACAUGUCCCACAUCUACACCUUUACUGAUACUUUCACAGAGAGACUUUACCCUUAUUUUUGGGUUGGGUUUGAUUCAGAACCACUAAACCAAUUUCAGCUUAAACUGUAAUGAUGACUUGCACAUACCAAUGUUUAUUGUCAAGCAAAUUAUUGAUGUAUCCAAAUGUCUAUAAAAUACAUUUUAGUCACUGUAUAACAAAGUAAAAACAUACUUAUUUCAGAACUGCUAUAAGUAGAGGUAUAUUUAUAAGUGAGAGAUAUUAGUGGAUAAUUAAACAGUUGCAUAAAUUUAUUUCAUUGUACUGCACUCCCAAUACACAAGUGUUAUUUGCACUGGGUGGGGUGGGGUGCUGAAACAUUUUUACAUGAAUCCUAAGAGAAAAUUGCAUUUCUUCCAAGUAAAAGUUUGAACAUUAUAUACAUCACUGCAUAUGGAACUUACUGCUGCCAAAAAGUCAUAUGGCCAAAGUCAAGGCUCUUACUUAAGUCAUACAUAUAGCAGUGUCUGCUUGUGGAGCCAUUUGUUUGUGAAAAGCAUAAUAGGUGAACUUAUAGAGCAUUUAUAUGAUGUAAAAAGAAAAGAAGUAAAAAUACCGAUUGCUAGGAAAUAUGCAAUCGCAAAUUUGUACUCAGUACUCCAUAGCAGCCUUGGAAAGUUAAAAUUGUAGUAUCUUACCAAGAUAUCAGUUAGCAUUUGCUCUGAAUUUUCGCCAACAUUCUAGACUUUUACAUUUGAUGAAAAGCUACAAAUGCCUUUUUAUGAACUAUUUACUAAAUGUUAUUAUUGCAAAAUAUUAUACUUGCUUAUUCAUCUUAAGAAGAAUGUCUUAGAACUUCUGUUAACUAAGUUUUGAUUGUCUGGAAUUUCAUUACCUGUUGUAUUUUACAAGUGAAGUGCCAAACAAAAAUAAAGGAUUGCGUUUCA